GUGGUGAGAAACUUGGACUUCUGGAUGCUAAUUUCUCUCUCCUAAUGAUGACUCUCCUGCACACUGUCCUUGCUCUGGUCCUCAGCUGGACAGGUCUCUCUUCAGUCCUGUACAUUUUCAGUACUGGACUGUUUACUGUGGUUGCACUUUGGACUGCGAGGCUGCUGCUGCGGCACGCCUGGUACACUCACAAGUUGUCCUGUUUCAGCAAACCACAGACACGUUCAUGGCUGUUGGGCCAUCUUGGGAAGAUGCAGAGCACAGAAGAAGGUCUUCAGCGGGUGGAUGACCUGGUGCAGACGUACAAACACUCCUGCUGCUGGUUCCUCGGUCCUUUCUAUCAUCUGGUCAGACUCUUCCACCCUGACUACGUCAAACCUCUGCUUAUGGCACCUGCCAGCAUCACAGUGAAAGAUGAACUCAUUUAUCACAAUCUACAGCCAUGGCUGGGAAACAGUGUGUUGAUCAGUAACGGAGAGGUGUGGUCUCGCAAGAGGCGGCUGCUCACUCCAGCUUUUCAUUUUGAUAUUUUGAAGAGCUACAUUGCCGUUUUUAACUCCUCAGCUAAAACCAUGCAUGACAAGUGGUGCCGACUUGUAGCAGAAGGCAAAACUAAUCUGGAGAUGUUUGACCACGUCACUCUGAUGACUCUGGACAGUUUACUGAAAUGUGCCUUCAGCUACGACAGCAACUGUCAGCAGUCUUCCAGUGAGUACGUGUCAGCCAUAGUGGAGCUCAGUGACCUGAUAAUAGAGCGUAGAGAAAAAAAUAUUUUACACCACUGGGACUGGAUUUACUGGAAGACUCGGCAGGGGGAACGAUUCAAACAAGCCUUAAACACAGUACACAGGUUCACUAGGGAUGUGGUUGAGAAGCGCCGCACCCUCCUUAACCAACAGAGGGAGACAGAAGCACAAUCUGAAAUUGCUCCAACAGCCCAGAAGAGGAAAGAUUUUGUAGACAUCCUGUUGUUGACAAAGGAUGAAGAUGGGCAAGGACUAACGGACGAGGAAAUGCAGGCUGAGGCCAACACUUUCAUGUUUGCAGGUCAUGACACAACAGCCAGUGCCAUCUGCUGGACGCUUUAUAAUUUAGCACGCCAUGAACACUAUCAGGAAAAAUGCAGACAGGAAGUGAUGGACCUGAUAGAGGGACGAGAUGGACAAGAAAUCCAGUGGGAGGAUCUGUCCAACCUUCCCUUCACCACCAUGUGCAUCAAAGAGAGCCUCAGACUCCACUCUCCUGUGCAGGCUGUAACACGGAGUUACACCCAGGACAUGGUGCUGCCAGGAAAUCGCACAGUCCCAGCAGGUACAAUCUGCUUGGUAAGCAUUUAUGGAACACACCAUAACCCCACUGUUUGGACAAACCCACAUGAAUAUGAUCCCCAGCGAUUUGACCCAAGCAACAAAAAGAGCCAAACCUCUCAUGCCUUCAUCCCCUUCUCCUCAGGCCCCAGGAACUGCAUUGGUCAGAAAUUCGCCAUGGUGGAGCUCCGUGUUGUUGUGGCGUUGACCCUGCUCAGGUUUCGACUGACCCCAGGAGUGAAUCCUGAACUCGGGAGCAGCAGAGUUCGCCGUCUCCCCCAACUCGUCCUGCGUGCGGAGGGAGGCCUGUGGCUGCAGCUGGAGCCUCUGAACACACCCACAUAGCAGGAGCAGUCAGAUGAAUGAGCCAAUAAGAUGAUAUAGUAACUUGUGUUUUUGAGAAAAGAGUAAAGAAAAGAUCAGCCAGGAAGUGAAACUUAAUGCAGUAUCUACGUCGAUGCCCACUGACAAACGUUAUCUAUCUGCAGUAACUUUUUGGUGUAUUUAUCUAAUAUAGGCAAAUGCAAUAAUAACCAUGCAACUCUUUAAUGUACCUCUCAGACCGUAAUUAGCAGUUUGGUUUUGAGGUUUCAUACAUUAAUAUAAGGGCUAAAAUCUUCUUGUCAGAAAUCGACAUUUAACUGGGCAAAUAAAAAAAUUAUCUUCUUUAACAUAAAAAGAAACAUAGCAUUCACAAUUUUGUUUCCUUUCUUACAUUUUGGUGGCACAGUUGAUCUGUCAUAACUUCGAUAUACUGCAGCUCUAUAUUUAAGUACUGUUAAGAAAAAAAAUAAGUGAAUUUCAAAAAAACCUUUUUUUAGAUAUAAAUAUACGGCUUUAUAGCUUUAACUUUUACCUGCAAUAUUUUUACAUGUGUAAAAAUGAUUACAUUUUAACUAUUAAUAUGAUGAAAUGUUCCUACAGCACAACUGAUCAACCUUAGAGUUGCAGAAAAGUACUGUUAUUAUAAUGUAAUUGUAUGUCAAUUCUCUUACAUGGCAGUCUUAUUUAAUCAUAAAAAUUACAUACCACCCUUAAAAGUCAAAAUGCUCUUAAAUACUGUAAAACUAGCAUCUGGGUUUGUAAUUAUAACAAUCUACUGUUCAUUGUUGAUUCUAUCAACUGUUAUUGAUAUAAUUUAUUAUUUAUAACUUUAUGUAAGAAAUCGUGGUAUUUAAUAAAAAAAAUUUUUAAAAAUAAGUUAUUCCAACCUACAAAGUUUAAAAUGACGUUUUAUUUAAAAAAUUAAAAAAUGUUAAUGUUAUUAAAUGUUAUUGGUAUUGUAAUCACAUGCACAUGUAAUUACAUUGCUAACUACAAAUCUUAUCAAAUCAGACUGGAUUCCAUAUAAACACUGAAAGUUACAUUUAAUAUUAGCUUUGGUUUGUUUGAUACUAUCAUAACAGUGCAGUAAUACGGCAUAGCAUUUUGAUUUUUAUAUAAACAUUUACCUACUUAAACAUUAUAGAGUUAUGAAAUUCAGUUUUCCAAUGACAGCUUUUAAACACACUUCCUGUGUCUCAACAUUUAAUCCUUUUUUUUAAUCCUGUUUGUCAUCCUUCACCAGGUACAAACUAUAAAUGGCCUGUUUCCUUCCUCCAAAUUUUUUCCUUAUUGCUGCCUAUUGGAUGAAACUUUUCAAUUUCCAAUCACAUCAUUUCAGAUCUUGUCGAGGUUGCGCGGCAGAGUACCAGCACUAACACUGCUUCUGUUAAGAACUAAGAUACAAAAUGUUUUGACUGAUUGGUGGCACAAUUUUCUCAAUAUAACCCUUUCACUUCUGAUAUUUUUCAAUAAAAAAAAGUACAAAAAUAUUGAUAUUUUUAGUGUUACAUAACUGAUAGUACUUUAAUUAUAUGAAAUUUCAAUAGCCAUCUGUAAAAUAAUAUUAUGAUUGAUUGCAUUUUAAUAAUGCAAACCUGUAAUUUACAUGCAAUUGUUCAUACUCAUUACAUUUGUAUCUAUAUAUAAUCUGUAUACAAUAUACAUUUCUGAAUCUGGCAACUACUGGACAGUAAUUAUAGUUUUCAAAGAUAAUUAUAUCUGCAAAAUUCUGCAAAGAUGUAACAGAAGAAAAAUGUAAAAUUACAGAUUUUUUUUUUACAGCGUAUACAAGAACUCUAUAAGAAUUUUGUUUGCGUUUUGUUGAUGUGCUGUAAAAAAAACAAAAACAGUUUUGCUCUAGCACAGGUUACAAAAAUGCCCAGAACACAAUACUCCCAGUCCUCCCAGUUCCAGUUUUGUUUUUGGUUUGUGUCCAGAUAAAUUGACAAUGUGAAAAAUGCAAGCAUGUAUUCUGCUUCAAAAUGUAUUCAUAGCUGUAAAUCCAAUAAAUCAAAAGACAAACAAA
This is a messenger RNA of Maylandia zebra (zebra mbuna), 3657 nucleotides long. RefSeq names its product cytochrome P450 4F3. Gene Ontology annotation, molecular function: oxidoreductase activity, acting on paired donors, with incorporation or reduction of molecular oxygen; iron ion binding; monooxygenase activity. The record is from RefSeq and is a predicted model, not a curated record. NCBI's taxonomy places the organism in Eukaryota, Metazoa, Chordata, Actinopteri, Cichliformes, Cichlidae.